UCUCUUUUAGUUUUUCAUUUAAAGAUAUAUAAAUCCACGAGUCGCCCGUUGUUCAUUUCACAGCAAUCGCCGACGGCAACCCGGGAAACCUCUCCCGCCGGCAAAGUCCCCGUAAACAACACCGGGAGUCUCAGCUUCCUCUCUACAUAGCAACUAUUCGCUCUACAAAAUGCGGUCCAAGGACAAAAUCUCCUACUUCUACGACGGCGAUGUCGGAAGCGUGUACUUCGGUCCGAACCAUCCAAUGAAGCCGCACAGGUUGUGUAUGACUCAUCAUCUGGUUUUAGCCUAUGGUCUUCACAACAAGAUGGAAGUCUAUAGGCCUCAUAAAGCAUACCCAGUGGAGCUAGCGCAGUUUCAUUCAGCUGAUUAUGUUGAGUUCUUGAACCGGAUUACCCCUGAUACCCAGCACUUGUUCCCUAGUGAAAUGGCUAGAUAUAAUCUUGGAGAAGAUUGCCCUGUAUUUGACAACUUAUUCGAGUUUUGCCAAAUUUAUGCUGGUGGAACAAUAGAUGCUGCACGCAGGUUGAAUAAUCAGCUUUGUGACAUUGCUAUAAAUUGGGCUGGUGGAUUGCAUCAUGCCAAGAAAUGUGCUGCUUCAGGAUUUUGCUACAUAAAUGACCUAGUUCUGGGAAUAUUGGAGCUACUGAAGUAUCAUGCGAGGGUGCUGUAUAUUGAUAUUGAUGUGCAUCACGGUGAUGGUGUAGAAGAGGCCUUUUAUUUCACAGACAGGGUUAUGACAGUUAGUUUCCACAAGUAUGGAGAUAAGUUCUUUCCUGGAACUGGUGAUAUGAAGGAUACAGGGGAAAGAGAUGGAAGAUUCUAUUCCAUAAAUGUGCCUCUCAAGGAUGGAAUAGAUGAUGCCAUCUUCACUCGACUCUUCAAAACAAUUAUAGCAAAGGUUGUGGAAACAUAUUCACCUGGUGCGAUAGUUCUGCAAUGUGGGGCAGAUUCACUAGCUGGUGACCGUCUGGGCUGCUUCAACCUCUCCAUUGAUGGGCAUGCUGAAUGCGUAAGGUUUGUGAAGAAAUUUAAUUUGCCGUUGCUGGUAACUGGAGGUGGGGGAUACACAAAAGAGAACGUUGCCCGAUGUUGGGCACUGGAAACUGGAGUUCUUUUAGACACAGAACUUCCUAAUGAAAUUCCAGAUAAUGAUUACAUCAAAUAUUUUGGCCCUGAUUAUUCAUUAAAGCUUCCUGGCGGGCACAUAGAGAACUUGAAUAGCAAAUCAUACAUUGGCACCAUAAAAAUGCAAGUUAUGGAAAAUCUUCGUUGCAUCCAGCAUGCUCCUGGUGUACAAAUGCAAGAAGUACCACCCGACUUCUAUAUUCCUGAUUUUGAUGAAGAUGACCAAAAUCCAGACGAGCGUGUGGAUCAGCACACCCAAGAUAAGCAUAUCCAGCGUGACGAUGAAUAUUAUGAAGGCGACCAUGACAAUGAUAACCACAUGGAUGAUGCUUAAACACUAGAGUAUGAUGUAGUUAGGUUCGCCUAUGUGUUUAUUGUUUUGUCUAUUAUAGAAAAGGCAAUACAGAACUUUAGUUUAUUGCCUCAUGUUAAUUCUGCAUUCAAAUACCCCCUAAUGUAAAAUAUACUGGAUGUGAUAGGAUUUUAAUUGUAUCGUUGCAGCUAUAGUCUUUGUUGGGUUUAGAUCGUCAAUGGAGGUAUAUGUUUUUACCUCCAUUUUAGAGGCUGUCUUGAACGAGUAAACGGUGUUAUGGGCAUGGUAAGUUGUCAAUAUGCAGUACUUCCAUUAUCUCCUUGAAGGAUUAUGGUUUGCUUCAGGAUACUUCUUUCACGAUCUGAUUAAAAAUGAGAAGUGAUUUUCUGCCUGCAGUUUAA
Messenger RNA from Nicotiana attenuata, 1842 nucleotides. RefSeq names its product histone deacetylase 9. The record is from RefSeq and is a predicted model, not a curated record. The transcript has 14 exons. Gene Ontology annotation, molecular function: histone deacetylase activity. Lineage: Eukaryota; Viridiplantae; Streptophyta; Magnoliopsida; Solanales; Solanaceae. The coding region runs from base 170 to 1462 and encodes 430 amino acids.